Molecule: messenger RNA, 1218 nt
Organism: Panicum virgatum (switchgrass)
Lineage: Eukaryota; Viridiplantae; Streptophyta; Magnoliopsida; Poales; Poaceae
Product: protein PYRICULARIA ORYZAE RESISTANCE 21-like
Exons: 3
Coding region: 174-869 (231 amino acids)
Biological process (GO): regulation of defense response to fungus
Source: RefSeq, a predicted model, not a curated record
GCCGUUGAAAUGCGAUCCAAUGGACUCAAUGCCAGCAUUAUUGCCUUUUGGCAGGCUUCAGCUUAUCCAGCCAUAAGAAUACACAAGGCUCACAUUAUUUGCUCCGUUCUAUUCUUCCUCUCAUUCCCCUGCAAACUCCUCUCUUGCCCAUUGUCAACAUUGAGGUCUGAAAGAUGACAAUCUUGGUUAUCUCGGUGGACCUGCAAUGCUGCCGCUGCCGAGCCAAGAUCACCAGGGUCCUGGACUGCCUCAAAGAGGAUUUCUGCAUCGAGAAGGUGGAGUUCGAGGAGAAGAUCAACAAGGUGAUUGUACGCGGCAAGUUCAGCGGCGAGAAGCUCUCCAAGAAGAUCCGCUACAAGGCCGGCAGAUGCGUCAAGGAGAUCAUCAUCGUCGAGGUCUGGCCGCCGCCACCGCCGCCGCCGCCGCCGCCACCGCCACCGCCGCCACCGCCACCGCCGCCGCCGCCGCCGCCGCCCAAACCAGAGGUCAAGGUGGUGCCGUACCCGUACCCGGUGCCGUACCCCUUGUCGUCCCAGAGCUGGCCGUGCCCGUACCCACCUCCGCAGCCGUGGUGCCCGUGCCCGCCGCACCAGGAGUGCCACUGCUCCAAGCCGCUGCCGCCGCCGCAGCCGAAGCCUAAGCCGCCUCCGUGCUCGUGCUCCAAGGAUGACGACAAACACGACGGAUGCAGCUGCGGCGGCGAUAAGCCGACAAGGCCGCCGUGCCACCAUUGCGGCGGGAGGCCGCCAUGGCCGCCGUGCAGCUGCGGUGCCAAGCCGCCGAUCUGCUGGCCGCCGCCGCCGGGGGCCUACCCGCCGUGGUGGUGCGACGUGGUCACCGAGGAGAACCCGGGGUGCUCCAUCAUGUGACAAAUAAAAUGGUUCUUAGCAGCCUACUGCAGGCUGUUAGCCUGUUACUGCUGCCAUCAGCACUUUCCUCUGCCCGGGCUUCGAUUUAAUUUCCUCCUCGGAAAUCGCAAUAAUCCGACACUAGUCGGUGCCAUUCGUGUUCGUUGUGAAGCUUAAUUUUGUGCUUGGUCUGGUCCUCGCCGCCUUGUGUCAUUUAUUUAUUUGGGUUGUUGUGCAGUACUGCAGUGUGUGUAUGUGUGUGUCGUGCCUUGAACUUCGUCUUCAUUUUUUUUUCCUUCAAAAAUUUGUAACACUGAUGUAUUCAUUCGAAGAUGUUAAAUAAUGUUCGUCACAGUAUGAGUUCCAUCUA